AUGCGUAAAGAAAGACCUCACAUUGAGGAGAAGCCCCACCCAGUUGUUACACAUAAGCGUGUUAAGAAAGGACGAAACAUAAAAAAAGGAAAAAAUGGAAAGCAUCCCAAGUGGAUAAUCAUUAAAAACAACUUCGGAUUGCUAUCCAGGUGGAACUCGCUUACACAUAUCACUAAUGCAAAUAUGAAGGCAAGUCGAAUAGACAAACAUUUCUUUAUUAAACCUAGGACAUGUUUCUAUGAUGUGCAUUAUCAAAAGUGUGUACGUUUGCACAAAUGGAAUAAUAAUUUAGUUCAAAUGGAACGUUCAACAAAGAUCGGCUCCAAGGAAACCGAAGAAAGACGAAACGACAACAGCACUGUUGACGGAGCUCAUAGGGAUACUACAUGUAGGAGUUCCAUUAACAACUUCGCUUCCAAUGGAAGAAAAUUUAAAAGCCUUCUUAGUGACAAAUCAAACAGGAUGGAAAAAAAUCCGAUGCAAAAACACUCUUCCAAAGUGCAUGGAUUACAAAAAGAUGCCUUCAUAAAAAAGUACCUCCCCACCGAGCGAACCGCUACAUAUAACAUCGUCACGAACGCGGAAAACAUAAGCGAAGACCCCCUGUCCAUUUUUAAAAACGAAUCGGAUAAAAUUUUAGAACAUAUUAAAAAAUGGAAAAUGAAGAAAUCGACUCUUUCCAGAAGGGUUCACAUACCUGACUAUGUGGACGGUAAGGAGAUCCCUUCUCCAAUUCCGAAUGAAGUUGCCCCCAAUUAUGCAAAUUUCCUUAGGGACAAAAAAAGAAGAAAAAAAAAAACAGAUCCCUCUGGAAAUAUGCCAAAAAAAUUGGAAAGCUGUACCAGUGCUGAACAGGCCCAUUGCAGCUAUGCACAUGAUGAAAAAAAUUACUCUCCAAAAAAUGAGUUACACAUUCGAAGCAAGACAACUAAAAAGGGAACAUCACAUGCAAUGGCUACCUUCUAUAAUAAUAAUAAUAAUAAUAACAAGGUAAAAAAAAGCUAUUUAAAAAAGGAAGAAAUUUGCUUCAAUCAAAACGGAAUUUGUAAUUUCAACCAGAUGGAUAAGCUCCACAUUGUAAGUGGGCUGAACAUGGAGCGAAAACUCACUCUGCUCGGAGGUAACUACCCAAAACAUAAAUCUCCUUCUGAUUCCAAACAUUGUAGCAUUGGUGAAAGGCCCAUCCUUGCAAACAUACCUGUCAUAGAAGCGUUAUACCAAAACGAGCAAAUGAAUCAACGGAAAAAAAGAAAAAUUGAUACCCAAAGUAACAGAAAUGCAUUAAUUAACAGAACGAUGAACUGCACAGAACUGCUGACUGAUCUUGCUCCCACACAUCUAAAGGACAGCUCCAAAAAUGGCGCCCAUGAUUCCAGCCAAAUGGCUAGCAAUCAAGUGAAAUGUGCUUAUUUACCCAAAGGGCACAACCAAGACAUAGAUUUUAAAAGCGAUAUAAAAUGGAACAAUUUUAUUCUAACUAACAAAUGUGCAGACACUGAAAGGUUCGCCACUCCACCUAACAACCUAAGCAAUGUCAAAAUUUUUAUCAAAAUAGGCAGUUCACGAGAUAUUCAUGAUACCGCUACCAAAAGGUUAUACUUGGAAGAACGUGCCAUUGGAAUCAGCAGCAAACAGAGUGAAUGCAGAGAAUCCCAAAAUGGAAAUAAUGGAAAAAAGGGAAAUAAUGGAAAAAAGGGAAAUAAUGGAAAAAAUGGAAAUAAUGGAAAAAAUGGAAAUAAUGGAAAUAAAAAAGCUCCUCUAACCGAUCGGAAGGGGGGAUUCGAAUUAGGGAAAAGGAAAACUCACUUACUCGACCAAGGUCCCGAGGCCACCCAAAGAAGGAACCAAACAAAAUAUAAUGGCAACUCUUCCAUUAGUAAUGAAGAAGAAAGAAGGAAAAAAACAUUCAGAAAAAUCACAACUCAUAUGACCCACUUAGGAAAGACACCUGAAUCCAAUUUAGAAAGAAAAAGAUCCAAUCAUAAUAUUACUCUAAGGAAGGAGAAAGGCCCUAUCGGUGAUGCAAAUCCAACGAAAAUGAAAAUUUCUAACUUGUCAAACAACUUUUUUAAAACGAAAAUCCUAACCCAUUCAAAUAGGACGAAAGAAUCAGAACAAUUGAGACGAAUUAAACAAAUGGCUAGCACAUGCAAAACGACAAACCCUACCAAUAAAAAUGCUAAAGCAAAAAUGAGGAGAAAAAAUAGCCAAAGUGAGUUGAAGAGAGUAAAACCUACAAUAAAUGACACAAGCGUCCAACCCUUCUCGAAUGAAAUGCAAAAAUUAGAGGAAAGGACAGACGCACUUCAGGAACGAAUCAAGGCAAUCCAAAUGGACACUAAUAAAAAUACAAAAGGGAUUAUUAACUCCAACAUUACAGCAUUACCAAUUUAUAACAAAAUUGAAACAAAUUUGAAAGUUCGUGAAGGAAUGACCGAUCGGGAUAGCUAUUCCAGUGGAGAAUCAGAAAACAUUUCGCGUGAGAAAUUUUCACCAUGUAGCAGCGGGAGGACAGAAUAUGCAAGCUCCGUGUCAUCACCCGAUCACAAAAUUAGUGGCGUUCACAUCAUGCAAGAAGAAAAAAAGGAGACAGGCUCACCGAAACGUUCAAAUUAUAAGAGCCAUGAAACAUUGCUAUACGAACUGAUAAACACAAAUAACAAUAAAAAUAGAAUUAAAAAAUUUAUUCAGGAAUCUGAGGGGAGGCAAAAAUUAUGUACAAAUGGAUGCAGCCAAGAUGCCCCUCACAUAAAUGGAACAACUCAUGUAAAUACUAUCUCUGUAAAUGUGAAGACAACUGGGACGAAUUCCCUUCAGGAAGAGUGUCACAAUGAAAACGUACUAAAUGACCAGCAAGAGAAAUCUCAAAGAAGCACUUCAAAUGGUCAAAAAAAGAACCUAAGAAAAAGCCAUGAAACUUUGCUAUAUGAAUUAAUCAACGCGAAUGAUAACAGAUUGAAAAUUUUAAAUUUCCUGAAACGAUCCGACAGACGAGAAGAUAGUUUCAUCCAAAGGGGCGAUGCGGAAAAGAACUACCCCAAACAGAGUGAGCACGAAAAGAAUCGUUUAACGGAGGAAGCCAUUAAAAUUAUACCACACAUAUUGGAGGUCCCACCUCCCUUACCCUCCCACGCAACCAGUGCAAAAGCACCUAUGACGAAAUGUAUACUGCUCGAAUCGAAAUCCACUCGACCCAUCAAAAUAGUGGAAAACAAAAAUGCUCUAAAGUAUAGAAUUUCGAGCAAAUACCACAAUAAAUAUGGACCCCAGAAGGAGAUCAAAGCACUGACGACUAAAAUGAAAAGCGUGAAAGAAAUGAAGCAAAAGGAAAGAAUCACAGUAUGUGACAAAAUUAAAAAUGGACACAAAUUUAUGGCGAAUAAAAAAGAGGAGAGAAAACUGUCUGACGUGCAAAUGUGUGGUGCACCAUGUGAGGUAAUUCGUAGACCCCCUAACAGUAAAGUCAUCUCCAGAGGGAAGGAAACCCAGAAAAAGCAAAUUGUAAUACCAAAAAAAUGUGGAAGGGAUUAUUUAAUUUUAGAGAAAUUGAAAUGUGGAACCAUCGAACAUGACAUUCCGAAACGCCCCAGAGGUAUAAUCAUCAAAACAGUCCAUGUUAAGCAUAGAAAUGAAAACAAGAAAAAUAUUCCUUCAAACAAUUUGAUCAUUAAAAAGCAAGUAGACAACCGACCAAUAAAGAGCACACAUGCAGAAGUUGCGUCGAAAGUUCCUAUCCACUCGCACAUGCAAAUGAUCCAAUCUCCAAUGGCGGACCAGAAUAGAGAAACUACCAACGAGGUAAAAAUAAAAAAAUGUCCCAUCAUCCAACAACUUAUCCCUAUCAAAAAUGAGCAAAAAACGAAAGGGGAAGUUCCACAGCAACAAAAAAAUAGCAAAGAAAUUGUUGAAAAAAUACUUCAAAGGGACAAAAAACAUUGCGUCCAAGAUAGAAUCAUAAAAGAAGACCAUACUGAACAUAAACUUAGCACCACCACAGACAGAGACGAAAAAAAAAGAAAGUUACUCUCUCGUUCAGAUGCUAGCACAAAGAUUAAAGCAAGGAAGGUGCAAACUGAAAUUACUUUCAAGAAAAUCAACAUACAAAUGAUUACCACAAAUUGGGAAGACAAAAUUGAGAAAAAUGAACAAAGUGGCAAAAAUGAAAAAGGGAAAAGAGUUAACUCUGCUCCUGAUGUAGAAGUAGCAUUCAACGAAGAAAGGAAAUUCUCAAUUGUUAACCCACAUAAAAAGGUGGAUACAGAAUGCAGCCAUAUAUUACUAGAAAAUAAAAGCAGGCCACAUUUUACCAAUCCAAAGGAAGAGGCCUCUCUUUAUGUGUUAAAAAAAAACGUUCAAAAAAUUUCCCUCAAUAAAGACAUCCAAAUGAGUUUCUCCUUUUAUGUAAGCAAAUUCGUUGUGAACCGCCCAGUGGGAAAAUACCUAUUUAGCGCAUUCUCGAACAGAAUGUACAUCCUGCUAGCCACUUUUCACUUGAAUGAAGUCCUCCACUUUGAAGAAUUAAAAGAAAAAAAACUAGCAAAAAAACAGAACAAUAUCUCACGUGAAGGGGGAAAUAUUAACCUCUCAUCAGCAGCACAAGCACUCACAAAAAUGAAAACAAUGUUUACCAUUCAUUUCUACCAAAUGGAAGGGGCACACUCUGUAAAGAAAUGGACCACUAUUACAGUCCAACAUUUAGAGGUCUAUCACUGGAGUGGUAAAAAGGCUAACCUAAUGAUAAUGCACAGACAAACAAUAUGCCUUAACAACGUGGAAGAUAUAAAACUAAUCCGCCAAGUGAAACGACACCUAGCAAAAGUAGACAUUGCAACAAAGGAAGAAUUAAUAGGAUCCUCCACAUGGCUUAAAGCAAAAGUGCACUCAAAUCAUUACGAUGCAGGAAAAGGAAAAAAAAAACAUAUUAACACCGAGAGAAUGGGAUGUGAGAAUAAAUUUCUCCACAGUACUAUAUUCAUUACAGUUCCACUUGUAAAAUGUACCGUAAAAAGUAUUAUCCUGUCAAGAGAGGAGAGGAAAAAAGGAAAAAAAAAAGAACCAAUCAAAUGGUCGCAUUACCUAGACAUAGUAGGGUUAACAAAACUGACUUGCACACAGAGGAAUAUACCAAACAGUUCCUUCACUACAUGUUCAAAGAAAUCAAUCGGAGGUAGACACAUAUGCACAUGGGAUCUUCCAGGAAACGGAAAAAACGCCCCAUUCGAAGAAUCAAGGAAGAAAAUAGUUCCUGCAAAAUUUAGUGAAAUGCAUUAUGAAAGUACAACAUUAUAUAUGGACAAUAAGGUUGCUUCAGAUAAAGUCCAGAGAAAAAAAAUAUGCGCUAAUCUACGCACAGAAGGAAAUAAAUAUGUGCUAGCAAAGAAAGAAAAUUAUGAACUUGAGGGGAUUAUUCCCGUUGUACAGGAAGAGGCAGAUUCGCAAAUCACAGCGCAGGGGGUUUUGUCAAAUGUCGAUGAAGAAGAAGGCAGAAUUACGUCAACAUGUCUCACAGACAGGAAUAUAGAAAAUCCGGAGAAAGGUGUAUUUACCAUAAAGAGGAUUAUACGUGAAGGAUUCCUUGAAGGCAAAGAGACGCUAAUGAUUGAGGACCUAAAGGAGGGUUAUCAACAGAUGGAAAGUGGGAACCCGGUUCAGUUAACAUAUGAGAACCUAUUCGAGCUGAAAAGUGGGACCCCGGUUCAGUUGCCGCAUACGAAUGAUAACAGAAUGACAAACCAAACUACGCAACCACCCAACGGAGACAUCGAAAAAGAAAUAUUCACAAUCAAACAACUAAUAAAGGAAAUUCUCACAGAAAUGAAAAACGGACUUGUGAAAGAAGCAAAAACGAAAAAAUCCAAAAUUUUCAGAAGGAAAAAAUCGCGGCUUAAAGAAGUUAAUAUAAAUUCUGACAUAAGCAAUUUCAAUAAAAAGGGCUCAAAACGGAAAGAUGGAAAGGGCACCUCCAUUGAAAAGGUAAAAAAGAAAAACAUAAAUGUAACUGCCCUUUUUAGCAAAAUGUUACCAUCCUCCUUGGAAGUAGAACGGAUAACGAAUACACAGGAAAAGGAUUGCCUAAUGGAAAUAUCAAUUGAGGAAGAUGUUCAAACAUCUACUCGCGAAGUUACGGCGAUGUCGGAUGUAAGCGGUGAAUGUGAAGUCCUAGUGGGAGCCGGGUUAAGUUAUCAUAAUGAAGACAUGAUGAUGGAAUAUGUGCCUUACCGAAAUGAUGUUAUUGUGGGGCAUCUUCUCAGUAACAAAACCGCUGCUACUAUGGUGGAAGAUGUACACGACCAAGAAAAUUUGAUGCUGAUGGAAAAUGUAAGUGAGCACAUUGACGUCAUGGUGGUAGAGGACGCAAGUAAGGGGAGUGCGCCCAUCAUGGUGGAAGAUAUAGGUAGGAAUAAUUUCCCCAUUAUGGUAAAUACUACUAGCAAAAACGCCUCCCUCCCAUUGGACGAUCGACAGUGCCAAAUCGAAGUGCCACACAUCGUGGAUGAUCUAGUCAGAAUGUUGGAGAAUUACGAACCAAGUAACGAAAACAAAAAGGAUGAUACUCCCUGUAGAGACCCAAAAAAGGAAGAAAUACGAAAGGAAAUUAAAAAGUUAAUUGAAAUGGUAAAAGAACUGAAGCAAGAAUGUACGAAAGAAAUGGAAAAGGAAAAAUCCAUGAUAACAUAUUUGGAAGAAACGAAUGGCAAGGCACAAAUAAUAGACCUACCUUUUACGCAGGAUGGAGCCAUGUUAGAGGACUCACCAAUGCACAUUUUAACCCUUCAAAUGAGGGAGGAAAAAAUAGAAAAGGAAUUUCAAAAUGGGAUGAUAAAAGAUCACGAAGGAAAACAGUCUUACAUACCUGAUAUGAACAAAAUAGCAACCACACUGCCCGAACAAAUAGACCUAAAGAAAAAGUUAAAAACUUGCAACGAUUUGGACAAUGUCAAAAGGAAUAACGCCACUAGACAUUCUUCAAGACAAAAAUGUACCAAAAAAAAAAGCAUAUUCAACGAAAGAGUCAAAAUGAAGCUAAUGAUGCGACAGAGCCUCAAAAUGGGCAUUUCGAACGAGAGAAAAGAGAGGAAGAGGAAAGAAAAGGAAAAAAUGAAGCAAUUUUUAAAAGAUAUUUUAAACGCGGAAACAAUUAGGAUAUUUCUGAACAAUCAAGUUGCUGAAAAUGAUCUACACGAGCAUCCAAGAAAAAGAAGGUCACCCUAUGUGACAGCAGAAGGGGAAUACGUGAACGCGCGCAGUGAAACCGCUACAUGUGUAAAAAUGGAUAUGUGUACCCAUUGGCCCACAAAAUGUGUAAAUCCCUUAAGUGUUAACCCCCCAUCACCAAGUGCUCAAAUACCUCAACUCAGCCAAAACAUUCUUGACAGAAUAGACCUGCCCACGCCAAACGAUGCAUUCGACGAAAACACCAUCCAAGGGAAAGAAACUGCAAAGGAGGGAAAACAAAAUGAAACUUCCAUCAUCACCACAUUAGAAAGAGACGAAAAAAUAAAGAAACUUAUGAGCAAGAAAAGGGUGACAUUAAACGAAAAUUUAGCAAUGAAAAGAGCAUUUUUCAAUACACAGAAAAAAGCGGACAGGGAAAACAUUACCGAUGAUUUCUUCUGUUAA
Messenger RNA from Plasmodium knowlesi strain H, 7620 nucleotides. Its product is annotated as conserved Plasmodium protein, unknown function. The record is from RefSeq and is a predicted model, not a curated record. The coding region runs from base 1 to 7620 and encodes 2539 amino acids. Lineage: Eukaryota; Apicomplexa; Aconoidasida; Haemosporida; Plasmodiidae. The transcript has a single exon.